This is a messenger RNA of Olea europaea var. sylvestris, 1124 nucleotides long. RefSeq lists its product as uncharacterized. The record is from RefSeq and is a predicted model, not a curated record. The transcript is spliced from 7 exons. Lineage: Eukaryota; Viridiplantae; Streptophyta; Magnoliopsida; Lamiales; Oleaceae. Bases 44 to 727 code for a protein of 227 amino acids.
UUUCAGCAGAGAGGUAAGCGAUUUCCUCCAUUUUUAACGUGCAAUGAGCUACGAGGACGAAGAAAUUCAGCGGGUUCUCCAACAAAUGGAGGACUUAGAUCAGAAAGUUGAAAGAAGUGGUAUAAAGCUUCAAAAGUUUGUCAGUAGGACUGAAACUCCGGAGGAAAAGAUGGACGAAAGAAAGGUGAGUAAACGACGUGCAAAGUUUGAGAAGCUAAGCGCAAAGUUUGAGGCUAGAAAAGGUCGUCGCAAAGACCUGGAAAAAAGAUACAAUCAUAUGCUUUCGAAGAAAAACGAGGCCUUCAAAAUCAAGAAUCCAGAUGCAUUUCGGUUUGAGAUGGUGAAGAAAAAAAUUAGAACAAAUCAUGAAGUGGACAAGCUGCUGAUGAUAAACUCAAUAGAUAUCAUGUUCAUUCUCAAAGAACUGAAAGAGGAAAGAAAGAGAGUAGAGGAGCUAACUACCUCUCUCUAUCUGCGAGACGGGACCAAUCUAAAUUCAGCCAAGAACUUCUACUUCGUAGAAGAUAGGAAAGGGAGACUCAUAAAAUUGAAGAAAGAGACCCGUGAAGAGUCUUGUGAAGACCUUUCCGCUGAAAGUAUGAUAGAGGAAAGUAGGCUGAAGCUUGAGGAGAGCAAAGAUUCUGUGGAUGAGUUAUGGAGAAAAUACGAACUCUUGGUCCAAAAGGAAAAAACGCUGAAGUGCCGGAAGAAGGGCAAGAAGCCCUGAGGCUAUUGAUGUUCGGUGUAUGAGAGGAUGUUAGAAAGCUACAAAGUCUGAGAUAGGUGGACAGAUACAUGAUCUUCAAGAAGUCUAUUUUAGGUAGUCUCUUAUGAACACGAAGUACUUGUUAUUACAUGCAAAGCGUUUGUGGGUGUUUUACUUGGGGAAGGUGAUGACCUUGAAGCUAUACAUAUGGAUAAAGGUUUUAAACACACACAACAACGGAACCUUCUUGCUAACAGUAUUGCAAUAUAUUUUCAGUGUGUGAAAUAUGUUAAAUGUAGAUCACAACGACAUUCCUAGAACGACCAUCUUUAUGAGAACAUCUUUAUGACGUAGACUAGUUAGACAAGUUUGUGCAAUGGACUAUGAAAUUUACAACUAGAUAAUUUUUCUCGUACUA